CCUCCACGCUUUUCUUUCAACAUUAAGAGGGUACAAUACGCCUACAAUCAUAGAACUAGAAUUAUAAUAACAUAACUAUCGAACUAUUUCAUGUAGGCUACGCCGUCUAGGCUUCGCCUUAUGGGGCUAAGGUGAAGCUGCGAGCGGAGCCCGAUCAAUGUACUCCUGCUGGACCCCAGUCAAAACGACUUAAGUCACCAGAGCACAUUAAUCAUCUUAAUGUAUUCUCGAUUUUCCACUGAUAAGCACAAGUGCUGAAAGAAAAGGGAGGAUGAGCGACGGUAUACACCGCUUUAUAUAGACACGAUACAGUGAGAAAUGUGGGCGUUGCCCACGCUGAUUAGUGCAUAGUUUGACAUUUUCAGCGCGCGCGAGACAAGCCCAUAAGGCGAAGCCUAGACGGCGUAGCAAUAGCAUACAUGAAAUAGAACCAUCUUUCACAAAAGCAACUGAACAAAAGCAUCAAUAACAUCACUAUGGUUUUCGAGGAGGAAUCCACGUCUGUCAGCCCUGUGGACAUAGAGGGAUUUACUUUACAAAAUAAGAGCCCCCUCUCAUGUCCCCCGUGCCCUCCAGUUUCCCUCUCCCCAUGCAGGGUGGCUACGCCCGCCGGCUCCCCCCUCCCUUCCCUCACCCAGGCCCAAGCCUUCAGCCUCAACAAAAACAGCACCCUGUGCCUCCCUGUGUUUUCCGCGGAAAACAAGCUGAUGUGGGUCCACUCCAACUCCAUCGCCCAGGAAGUAGCCCACGCGGCCGACACCCUGGACAGGGCCUUCGAUGUGUUCCCUUACCCGAAGCGGGAGGAGAUGGCGAAGCUGGCACGGCGCUGCUCCCUGCACCUGGACCACGUGCGCGUGUGGUUUAUGUUCCAGCGCCUCCACUACGGCAUCAGCUGGGACAACGCCGACAUCUGCGCGGUCCAAAGGAGGCUGCUGGGCCCGGGGCGCCAAAGACCGCCGAAAGCGGCGAAGGCGGCGGUGGUGGUUGGGGGGGAGGACGACCCACAGGCGGUGAGGGAGCAGGGGGAGGAGAAAGAGGAGGAGGAGGAGGAGGAGGAGGCGGCAAGGGAAGAUGUUUUGGAGGAGGCUGGCGAGAGAGGGAGCAGCGAGGGGUCAGGUUUGUGUGUGAAGAUGGGAGCGAGAGGCGUGGCCACAGAAAAGGGAGAGGAAGGCGAGGGCCGAGGGGGAGGCUCAGGGGAGACGGGCGAGAGUACAGCGUCCCCGACGCCUCCUCCUGUGUCGUCCGUCCGCCGUCGGUACGGACCACCCAGGAAGAAGAAGAAGAAGACGCCCUAUGACCUUUUGCCCAAAGUUCAGGUUAGCCCACUUGCCAGCAAGGGCCACAGGGGGCCACCGGGGGCCGGUGAGAACCACACAGGUCGAAAAGCCGACUCAACGGCAACUGUGAGCAGAGACCACGAUGGCGUAGACGGCGUCGCCCCCGGCAAUGGCUCCGCCCACGGUAACACGUCAGCCCUCAGCGACCUGGACACGUCCAAGGCCAGUGGGCCGGACGCCAAACCCAAUAACAAGAACAAGACCAGGGAGCAGCUGGAGCAGCUGGAGCAGCUGAAUCAUCUGCGUCGGGCCUUCCUGGCCUGCCAGUACCCCGAACCGAGCGACUACGACCGGCUGACGGAGUUGACGGGCCGGCAGCGCCAAAAACUGGCCCAGUGGUUUGCCGACAGGCGCUAUGACCUGAAGAACUCCAAGCCCCGCUGGAUCACCCGCCAGGACCAGCAGCGGGUCCUGGCUCGCAUGCGGCUGCAGCAGAGGGUGAAGCACCUGUGGAUAGCGGACGCCGGCCUAGAGAAGGACAAAGACCCGGGGGCUGGGACCUGGGGGUUGAAGCUGGAGUAGCGGUCGGCGAUCCCCAUCCCCACCGCCACCAUCUCCACCGCUCCCGCCCCUGCUCACUGAGGCCGAGGAGGUGUACGAGGCCAUCGUGGGGAGACCUGCCGGAAGGAGGCUCAGGGCUUUUGGAAGGUUGUGUAAAGACAUCGGUGUCUUUAGUUCGUUUGGACCCGGGAUUUUUGUUUUGUUCAGUUUCUAAAAUUCUAAUGUUUUAUGUUUACCUUCAUGUGUAAAGCAGGAUUUUCCUUUCUGAUGUUAGUAAAGAAUUGGUUCUCUUCUUGUCA
This is a messenger RNA of Gadus chalcogrammus (walleye pollock), 2137 nucleotides long. RefSeq names its product homeobox and leucine zipper protein Homez-like. The record is from RefSeq and is a predicted model, not a curated record. The transcript has 2 exons. Gene Ontology annotation, biological process: regulation of transcription by RNA polymerase II. The coding region runs from base 477 to 1859 and encodes 460 amino acids. Gene Ontology annotation, cellular component: nucleus. Gene Ontology annotation, molecular function: DNA-binding transcription factor activity, RNA polymerase II-specific; DNA binding. Lineage: Eukaryota; Metazoa; Chordata; Actinopteri; Gadiformes; Gadidae.